AUGUCAGCACUCACAUAUCAAAGUAAACGUCGAGUACUCGCGCCGCCUAUUCUUAACCCAUAUGAAGAUGUAGAAGCGAAAGAAGAUUACACUCCAUAUCAACAACAUCCACGGAAGGAACAAACUAGAAAUGCCCGGGAAUAUCACACGGUUCCCUCAUCAUCAUAUCAAUCCCAAUAUGAGAAUCCAGAGAGUGGUGUAUAUCAUGAACUAGAUGAUGAUAAUGAUAAUAAUAACAACAAUAAUAACAAUAUCAACAAUAAUGAGAGCAUUAGUCUAUACAACACACUCCCACCACCACUACCUCCACCAUCUGUAUUACCAGUCUCAACUAACACACCUCACUCAAAUACCAACAUCCAACAAUCUAAACAACAACAACAGCAAUCUAAACAACAAUUACAUUCACGUGAGGUAUACAGAAAAGGAGCAUCACCACCACGACAUGAACCGAUAGAAGCGACAUCACAUCCACGUAGAGCUCAACCACAAGCCCCACGCACACGUGGUCCGAACUCCACUACAGUGAUAAUAGAAGUGGAGGCCGAUCAAGUAACGAAUUCCACAUCUAAACCCUCCGAAGUGGAUUUCUCCUGUCGUGAAACACAACUUCCACAUACUGAUCGUUUGACUAAACAAUCAUAUCGAUCCUCUAGUUCUCGUCGUCCAUCUAAUAGUAAUCGCACUUCACUGAGGGAUGAUGAUCUUUACAGUGGUGGUGGGACACGUGAUCGAAGAAGAAGUAGUAGUAGUAGUACUGCUGCUGAGGUAGAAACACAGGAAUAUGCACAAGCAGAAAGAAAACAACAACAACAACAAUCGCAACGACAAUCUCAACAACAAGGACAAUAUCAACAACAGCAAUCUCAACAACAACAACAACAAUUAGAUUCAAAAUUUGUUAUUCAGAGUGCCUUUACUCAACAAAAUCCGUUUCGCCGUCAAACCUUUGAGGAGUUUUGUUGUUUUCCUGAUUACAGUGCCCCAAGCACUUUCUCUACAUAUAAACCCGAGUUAAAUGGAUGGUCAGGAUUUCAGCGAGCAGCAGAGGGUGGAUUUCAUAAUCAAUUCACCAAAGAGGCUCUCCUGCAGGGAAAUUCCAAUCGAUCUACUGUUUACCCAAUUCCUCCUGCAGCUCUUGCAGUCUUACAGGCUGGUGAUUGGUUUCUUAAGUGGACACGACGCGGUAAAGUGCAUGAACGUUUUGUUUGGCUUGAUACACAACGCGAUAUAAUCGUAUGGGGACAAAAUCCACGAUACGCAUUUGUAUUGCUUUCCCAUUUAAAGUUAAAUGAUGUUGUAGAUGUUCGCCCAGAUUGUUUGUUUGAUGAGUCCACACAACGCACUUUUUAUCGUCUCUCUUUUGUUACUGAAGAACGUACAAUUGUAUUUGCCACUGAAAUGCGUGAUAAAUUUGAUUUUUGGUUUAAUGCCCUACAAAAGAUAAUCUCUACAGGGAGGAGUUCAGCGAAAUGGUCUGGACUGUGGGGUUCUGUAGAGUCUCAGGCGGCGGCGAAGGUAACAAGUGCGAGUGAUUGGGCCUCACGUAGUAGUCCACUGCAUGCUGUUUUGCACGGUUACGUGACUUCAUCUAAUUCUGCAGGGGCGGGGGCGAUGUUAACACAUAUGCGUGGACAAGUGUUACCAAGUGAUUAG
Trypanosoma theileri is the source of this 1656-nucleotide messenger RNA. RefSeq lists its product as uncharacterized. Gene Ontology annotation, cellular component: cell cortex. The record is from RefSeq and is a predicted model, not a curated record. NCBI's taxonomy places the organism in Eukaryota, Euglenozoa, Kinetoplastea, Trypanosomatida, Trypanosomatidae. The transcript has a single exon. Gene Ontology annotation, biological process: maintenance of protein location in cell cortex. Gene Ontology annotation, molecular function: phospholipid binding; protein binding. Bases 1 to 1656 code for a protein of 551 amino acids.